This is a messenger RNA of Magnolia sinica, 2027 nucleotides long. RefSeq names its product dof zinc finger protein DOF3.1-like. Bases 1040 to 1681 code for a protein of 213 amino acids. Gene Ontology annotation, molecular function: DNA binding; DNA-binding transcription factor activity. The record is from RefSeq and is a predicted model, not a curated record. Lineage: Eukaryota; Viridiplantae; Streptophyta; Magnoliopsida; Magnoliales; Magnoliaceae. The transcript has a single exon. Gene Ontology annotation, biological process: regulation of DNA-templated transcription.
AUAAAAAGAAAAAAUGGAAACAGUUCCUCCUCACCCUCUCUAGUAGAUCAUCACAGCCAGCAUUCCAGACCUCUCUCUCUCUCUUUCUCUGAGCUUUGUGUCUUGCCUGGAAUCACUUGAGAAAUUCUCUUCUUUUUCCUUCUUCUUUUCUUGGUUUCCUCCAUGGAAUUCAGCUUGAAAUUUUUAGGUACUUUUUGUUUCUUGAUGGUAGAAAUCUCUUGCUUGGUUUCAUGAAAUCCAAGUUGGGAUCAUAAAAAAGUUUGAUAUAUAUAUAUAUUUUUUAUGUGAUAUAGAUUGGAAUUUUGAGUGUUUCCUCUAUGUGAAGAAACCCAGUUCAAAUCUUCACAGAAUUUGGGGUUUUGUAUGCUCAGAAGGCACUAUGGGGAUUGAGCAAAUCUAUGGUUUUUUGGAUCUUUUCAUUUUCCCUUGAAAACCUAAAUCAGUCUUCUUGCUUUUUCUGUAAAACCCCACUUCAAAGCUUCUAAUUUUGAAGGGUUUUUUUGUCCUCGGAAACCCCAAAUGAGAUCUUCAGGAAUUCUUAUGUAUUUUCUCAUUUUCCUUUUUCAAACAGAUCUCAUUGCCUUUCAUCCAAACAUCCGUCUCUCUACACAUCUGACUCCUUUUCCAUGAAGGAAACCCGAUUCAAAUCUUAAUUGUCUAACUUUCUCCAUCCCUUUAUCAAACAGAAAAAAGAAAAAAUAAAAAUAAAAAUCCAAAAGCUCUAAAGCCCCUGCUUUCUCCACACUUUCCAUCCAUCAAAAGAGAAAUUCUCAUAACUCCAAAAGCCUCUCGAAAAGCCUCUCCCUUUUGCAUCCCUUUUUCAUCCAAACCCCAACUCAGUUCUAUAGAAUCAUAGAACAGAAGAAAAAGGAAAGGAAAAAGAAAAAAAGAAGGAAAAAAAAAACAGAAGAAAGAAGCAAGAAACCAAAUUCAAAGCUUAGAAAAAUCCAACUUUUCUCUCACAUACUCUUGUGCAUUCCUUUUUCUUCAACAUCUCAAUUUCAAAUCAGGAAAAAAGAGUCAAUUCUCUCCUCUCAAAAUGCAAGAUCCAACCACAUUUCAAUCCAUCAAGCCUCAUUUUCCCGAGCAAGAGCACCUCAAAUGCCCGCGCUGCGACUCCACGAACACCAAAUUCUGCUACUACAACAACUACAACCUCUCCCAACCCCGCCAUUUCUGCAAGAACUGCCGCCGCUACUGGACUAAAGGCGGCGCUCUCCGUAACAUCCCUGUCGGUGGCGGGACCCGCAAGAACUCCAAGCGUUCGAAUCCAAAGCGCUCUUCCUCCUCCUCUUCCUCUUCUUCGAUCCCACAACCAUUUCCGAAGCAGGAACCAGCAUCCACGGUCUACAGCCCGACACCCGCGAUUGAUCAAGACCACCGAAUGCUCGACAUAAGUGGGAGCUUUAGUUCCCUAUUGGCUUCUAAUGGGCAAUUCACAAAUCUAUUGGAGAGUAUGAAUUCGAGCAAUCCCAGUGUUCAAAGGGUCCAAUUUGGAGAAUUCCCAGACAACCCAAAUUCGAAUUUGAAUCUGAAUGCAAUUGGGAACCCGGCAUUGGAGUUGCAGAACGCAAACAACCCUGAAAAUUUCCUGGGCUUGCAGGGCGAUUCAAGCUGUUGGAGCGGCGGAAAUGGGUGGCCUGAUCUUGCCAUUUACACUCCAGGUUCGACCUUUCAAUGAGAAGAAAGAAAAAAAUGGGAAAAAAAAAAAACUCAUCUUUUCUACCUUUGUUUGGCUGUUUGUUUUGGGGUCAUAUGAAACUGAUUAUGCAAAUCUGAUAUACGUAGGAAAUGUGGUGAUGGAGAGAUUAAUACGAAUAAUUUUCGGCUUUUCUUAGCUUUGAUUUUCUAAUUAUGGCUUGAUCAGACUCUAAGAGUAUUAGGAGUAGUAGUAUUUUCUGUAGUGUUUGUAUUUCUAUGGUGUUUGUAUGUAUCUGUUGAAGAAGAAGAUUAUGUGAAUGUUUCAGCAUAGAUGUAUUUUAUCAUAUUAUAUAUAUGGAUGGAGACAUGAAGAUCAUACUUGUUUU